CGUCAUGGCUGCGCGCGCAUGCGUCCUACUGCUGCUGGCAGCGGCUGCCGCAGCCCGCGACUGCAUAGAACUAACUCUCCCCCCAAAAAGCAUCCUCACAGAAUCCAUCUUAAAUGGCACUAUCCUUAAGUUUACCGCGAAAAACCAAACCGUAUACGAAUAUCCUAAAGUUGACGUUUUAAAACUCAUGAAUCGAUUCCCGAAAGUGGUGGUUCCUAGAAACGGAACUAGUGAGCAGUGCAGGAUAGACAGCCAGCUUUUCCUGGAUGGCCUGGAACGCCUGGAGCUUUGGGCGCUGAAAAUGCUCGACGCGACAGCAAAGCCACCAGCGGGCAUCCUAAGUGGAAACGGAAAUCAAUAUGGAGACUUUGACGAGUGCCUCAGUGUGGACGGAGCAGUUAGGGGGAAGUACUGCUUGGCCUCCCUCCAGGUCACCUUCGAAGACCCCAGAUAUGACAACUUGGACUAUCUGAUACACAGCGGACAUUACAUUAGGAGUAAUGUUACUGAUAUGGGUCACCGAGUUCCCCGUUACUCCAGCCUCUUGUGGGGGGUCUGCAUGCCCAGCUCCUGUAGCAGCUUUGACCUGGAGGAAGAACUGUCUCAAACCCUUAAUGGGUUGGGGAUGACAGUAAAAGUCCAUAAUACGAUGUGCACGGUUAAAAAUCCAAAGAGACCUUAUUCUUUUGGAAAAACAUUGUCCAUAACAUUUUUCCUGGCAGUUCUUCUGCUCUUGAGUCUGGGGACGCUGUUAGACGAUGGCAAAGAAGGCCACACAAACUUCGAGAAGUUGCUAAACGCCUUCUCACUAAAACGAAACCUGAGGAAGGUGUUUGACUUAUCUGAUUCUCCUACCAGAGUCAAGGGCGUCGAUACUAUCAGAGGAAUCAACGCAUUAGCUCUGCUGAUCGCCCACAAAUCAAUGGCAAUGGCCCAUAACCCUUAUGUGAAUAAGGUCCAUUUUUCAGAGGUGUUCGGGAUGCCAUGGGCUGUCAUCGGAAGAUCAGCGAUACUUUACACCGACAGUUUUCUAUAUCUGAGUGGAUUUUUAAACGCACACAAUCUGCUUCAAGAUUUGGAUAAGAAAGGAACCAUAGAUGUCAAAGGAAGACUACUGGCUAGAUGGUUCAGAUUAUUCCCGUUGUUCCUCAGCCUGAUGUUGUUCUGCACGUACAUCCUGCCAGACGUGAACAACGGGCCCCAGUGGAACCUGGUGGUGGAGGAGCACAGCAGGGUCUGCGAGAAGACCAUGUGGAAGAGCUUCCUCUUCAUACACAACUACUUCGGAUUUGAGGAAAUGUGCCUAACCCAUACUCACCAAAUCGGCAUGGAUAUGCAGUUAUACGUAGCCACAUUGCCCCUCAUGCUGGUCCUGGCCAAGUCCAGGAACUUGGGCUUAUCCCUGAUCCUCCUGGUGGCUCUGGCCUCCACCAUGUUGAGGUACCUGGCCAUCUACUGGUACGAUAUCAGCAUGUUCGUCUAUUACGGCAUCUCAGUGCAGAAGUUACUGGAUGCUGCCCGAUAUUCCUACAUCUUGCCGACACAUCGGGCCACCAUCUACCUCAUAGGAGUCGCCAUGGCUUACUUUAUGAGAACGAAGAAACUUAAUUUUGCUUUAUCAAAGACCCAAGCGAGAAUCCUAUGGCUGUUCUGCCUAUCCCUGGCGGCGUUCACCAUCGCCAGCCCCUACCGCAUGGGGCUCGAAGGUUACACGUACGAGCAUGGCCCCGCCGCCAUCUUCGCAGCCUUCUCCCCCAUUUUAUGGGGCCUGUUCAUGUGCCUCACCCAUUGGGGCAUUUGUAAUGAUUAUGCGGGCAUAGGCACAGCCUUCGUGGAGUGCUGGGUGUUCAAGUUCUUCAACAAGAUCGCGUACGGCGUAUACCUCACGCAGUUCCCGAUUUUCUUCUACAACGUCGGAGUACAGAGGCAUGCGGAACAUUACAAUCCGCUGUUGCUUUUCCACGUACCAGAAUUGCUGAGUAUCUUCAUGAUUUCAAUCCUUACCACUGUGACUAUAGAAAUGCCAUUCAAUAAGGUUUACAGGAUAUAUUUUGGAAAAUCCCAGACGAAGUUAAAAGAAAAAUAACAGCGACAAGACAAAGACUACAUUUAGCAUAGGAACACACUGUAUAUAGCUAGGUUAAGCCAAACAUCACGUAUCCGCGUAUUUAGCAUUUAGACUUUCGACUAUUUUUAUACCGAGAAUCGACAGACUAGAACAAUAAGUUGUUAAUACAAAAUAAAAAAGUGGUAA
Molecule: messenger RNA, 2254 nt
Organism: Amyelois transitella
Lineage: Eukaryota; Metazoa; Arthropoda; Insecta; Lepidoptera; Pyralidae
Gene: drd
Product: nose resistant to fluoxetine protein 6
Exons: 12
Coding region: 5-2086 (693 amino acids)
Molecular function (GO): acyltransferase activity, transferring groups other than amino-acyl groups
Source: RefSeq, a predicted model, not a curated record